CCUCGUCGCCAGCGGUCACCGGAGCGACGCCCGCUCCACUCGGCGGCAGGCAGGCAGAUUAAUUUUCUCCACUUGGACUUUGCUGAGUUCUACAACCUGUAUUCUAGGAGACAUCUCUUUCAACCUUCCUCUGGAUCCAUGAUAACUUGGUCUUCAGAUCUCUCCUUGGAAAAGACAGUUGCUUGACCGAGCCGCUCAAUAUGAACACUGUGGACAGUGGGGUUGGUGGCCUUUGUGCAAUAUGUGGAGACAGAGCAACUGGCAAGCAUUAUGGCGCCUCCAGUUGUGAUGGAUGCAAGGGGUUCUUCAGACGCAGCAUACGAAAGAAUCACGUUUACACCUGCAGAUUUAGCCGACAAUGUAUUGUUGAUAAGGACAAGAGAAAUCAAUGUAGAUACUGUCGUUUAAAAAAGUGUUUUCGUGCUGGGAUGAAGAAGGAAGCUGUCCAAAAUGAACGGGACAGGAUAAGUACAAGACGAAGCACAGCUGACGGCAGUAACAUUCCUUCUAUUAACACAUUGUCCCAGGCGGAAGUGCUCUCUCGUCAGAUCCCUGUUUCAAGCCCCAAUUCUGGUACUACUGAAAUCAAUGUUAAGAAAAUUGCUGGUAUUUGUGAUGUCUGUGAAUCUAUGAAGCAACAGCUCUUGGUUCUUGUAGAGUGGGCAAAAUAUAUUCCAGCCUUCUGUGAACUACGGCUAGAUGAUCAGGUUGCUCUGUUAAGAGCACAUGCUGGGGAACACCUGUUGCUCGGAGCAGCAAAACGUUCUAUGGUUUACAAGGACAUUAUUCUUUUAGGUAAUGAUUUUGUAAUCCAUCGCAACAGUGCUGAAAUUGAGAUCAGCCGAGUUGCAAACCGGAUUCUAGAUGAGAUUAUACGGCCAUUUCAGGAACUUCAAAUUGAUGAUAAUGAAUAUGCUUGCCUAAAAGCAAUCGUCUUCUUUGAUCCGGACGCCAAAGGACUGAGCAAUCCAAUGAAGAUUAGGAACAUGAGGUUUCAAGUUCAGAUCAGUUUGGAAGAUUAUAUCAAUGACCGUCAGUACGACUCCAGAGGACGCUUUGGAGAACUCCUGCUACUCCUGCCUACUCUCCAGAGUAUUACUUGGCAAAUGAUUGAGCAAAUACAAUUUGUCAAACUAUUUGGAGUGGUUAAAAUUGACAGCUUGCUUCAGGAAAUGUUACUAGGAGGUACGUCUAACGAUUCUGCUCAUCUCCAUCCAGUACAUCCUCAUUUAGCCCAAGAUCCACUUACUGGGCAAACUCUGCUUAUAAGCUCAGUAACUGCUCCUGACCAGAUUUCAACUCCUGAAACUCCACUACCAUCUCCUCCACAAGGCUCCGGCCAGGAAUACAAGAUAGCUUCAAACCAAGUUACAGUUAUUGCACAGCAAUCUCUUCCAAAACAAAAGCCAUUGUGAUAUUCAUCAGUACUUCAAGUUGUAACACAAGCACUGUGUUAAACCAUUGACACAGGAACACUCAGGACAGAGAACUUCAAUCCACUAUUAAAAGAGGCAAGAACUAUUCCCUUCGGAGAAGCAUUUGGGUGUGUGUUUUUGUUUCCUUUGCGGGUGGGGGGUGGGGUAUCAUUUUAGCUAACCAUUUUUUUAAAAAAGCCUGAAGUCAGAUAUGAUUUCUGGAUGCUGGUAGAUGAAUGGUGGGGAAAGCUGUUCCUUGUUUGCGAUGCCUUUGAAUCAUAAUUGAAGAGGUUUAAUUUAUUGUCCCUUUAUGCCAUUUGUCAUCUUUAAAAAGCCUUAAGUAAGUACUCUUCCUAACUGAAUGCAAAACCUGAUUUCAAUAAAAUUGCAAGCUGAAAUGUAGAAAUAAUGAAACAGCAAAGCAAGCAGUUUUAACAGUUAAUCAAAGCAGGUGUCUCAUUUUCUUGAGUAUACAGUGGAGGUUGAAAGCCAAAAUACUUCCUUCAAGCAUCUUUAUGACAUCUGGGUGUGUAUUGUAUAGUGAAGCCCUGUUCAAGUUUACUCAGAAAUAUGGUCCACCGUAUGGAUAUAGCACUGCAACCUCUGUGGAAGCAAGUCUCGCUAACUUCCCUGGGGCUUGUUUUUCAGCAAAUAUUGCUAUGGGAGAUCCUUCAAAAACACAUUUUUCAGUAAAUCCCCUUCAGGAGAUAUUAAGAAUGCAGGAAUAUGACUACUGUGAUUUUAUUGUUAUUUACUAAAGAAACAACACUCUUAGGAUUUGGUGUUGGAAACAUACUUUCAAAUGCUGCACAAUAUGGAAUAUGUUCAGAUAUUUGGUCCAGGAUUACAUUUGGACAACUAGCCUAGCAAGCACCUUGCUCCUGCUGUGCAACAUGGUGGUGGUAGCACUGUACCCCUGACUCCUCUUGCUUCUCACUGCCUCAGAUGCUUCCAUCUUCUGCAUUAAGCGGAGUAAAGAGAUGCAUGUUUGGAAAUGCACUUGCUUAAAUAGCUACAAAAGUGGCAAGAACCUUGUUUCAAUUCAUCACAGAAGGUCCCUCUGCCCAAUUUUUUCUGUGGUCCCACUUUUCUCCCUCACUACAGCUCACCCCCAUUCAGCAGCAGGGUCUUCUGACUCAUUGAGUAACAUUUUCAACAUAAUGGAAAGCACUGGUGGAAUGGAUACUACCUCUCCUCUGCAUCUUCCCCAGAUCUCUUGUGUGGGGGGGAAUUGUCUAGUGCUUGAUAUAAUUACAAAUAUCAGAAAAGCCAGCUGUAAAGGCUGUUGAAGGGUCAUAUCCUGACACAGGCCAGAACUUGAUUACCAAGAGAUCCCUGCACAUAGGUCACCCCAGACAGCAUCUCUACCUGUGGUGUACAUGGCCAGACCAUCACUGUAGGUUAUGAGCCGGGAUGGAACUAACGGGGAUGAGAUGGAGUGUGAUGCUCCAAGCGCAGAAACUGGCCUUUUUCGCUCACCACUCUCCAGACAAGAGGUAGGGGUUGAGCAUGCUCAUCUGUGCUGAGAAUUUGGACUCCAGACCUUAUUCAAACCAGUUGCCCUCUUGGAUGUCCUCAAGCUUCUGUUAUUGCCUCAACAUGUCAGUUUCCACUUAUGGUUGGUGGAGUAGAAAGGAGCCAUAUGACUGACACUUUUUUUGGGGGGGGACUACAAAUUAUGAUAUUACCUGAGCAGUGCAGCAAAAAAAAGCAAAGGAACUGAGAUUUUGGUGCUUAGCACAGUACAUAUAUUUUAAGAGCACAAUAGUAUGAUUUCAUAGACUGACAAAAUAUUCUAGUUUCAGAAAUGAAACUCUUACCUUAUUUUUUCAACUCUUAAUAUUAUUAUCUAUUUUAUACAGACUACUCUUCUUUGUUAAAUAAUAAGUCUAUUGUAAUUUAUUGAGAAUCUGAUUUAUUUUCUAAAUGCCAAAUUAUUUUUGUAAUUGCACAAAAUCAAAAUGCCUAGCUGUGUUAAAGCAGCUUAUUGUGCUGAGCUGUUUGAACUAUGAUGUAAUGUAUGAGUGUAGGCUUGAGUAGCCAUGAAAUGGUUGCCGCAAAUGUUUUCAGAUUGACUGUU
Molecule: messenger RNA, 3495 nt
Organism: Elgaria multicarinata webbii
Lineage: Eukaryota; Metazoa; Chordata; Lepidosauria; Squamata; Anguidae
Gene: HNF4G
Product: hepatocyte nuclear factor 4 gamma
Exons: 11
Coding region: 201-1415 (404 amino acids)
Biological process (GO): positive regulation of transcription by RNA polymerase II; anatomical structure development; cell differentiation
Molecular function (GO): zinc ion binding; RNA polymerase II cis-regulatory region sequence-specific DNA binding; nuclear receptor activity
Source: RefSeq, a predicted model, not a curated record